Molecule: messenger RNA, 3894 nt
Organism: Manacus vitellinus (golden-collared manakin)
Lineage: Eukaryota; Metazoa; Chordata; Aves; Passeriformes; Pipridae
Gene: HDX
Product: highly divergent homeobox
Exons: 10
Coding region: 316-2403 (695 amino acids)
Biological process (GO): regulation of transcription by RNA polymerase II
Molecular function (GO): DNA-binding transcription factor activity, RNA polymerase II-specific; RNA polymerase II cis-regulatory region sequence-specific DNA binding
Source: RefSeq, a predicted model, not a curated record
UAUUUUGCUAGAACAGGCAGAUGUUGAAUCCUUAAGUACUGCUUUGCCACCUCUGUCUUUUAUUGAAGUGAAAAUGCAGCUUACAGUCAUGGAAUUUGUUUGCAUAAUGCUUUGCCUGAUUUUUAUUAAAUUUCACAGAGUUCUUUUUUGUAACAAACUCUCUUUUCAGUGCCAAUGUGUUGCCAACCAGCUGGACACCCGGCUUCCCAAAAGCUCACAUGCAUGUUUGCUAAGCUUGGCAAGUCAAGAUCAAAAUGAAAUUAUGAUAAAAAUCCAUGUGGAUUUCUAACUUGGAGUCUGAGGUUCAAGACAAAGAUGAAUCUGCGUUCUGUAUUUACUGUAGAACAACAAAGGAUAUUGCAGCGUUAUUAUGAAAAUGGAAUGACAAAUCAAAGUAAAAAUUGCUUUCAGCUCAUAUUACAGUGUGCACAAGAAACAAAACUGGACUUCAGUGUGGUCAGGACGUGGGUUGGCAAUAAAAGGAGGAAGAUGAGCAGCAAGAGCACGGUGGAAUCCGGAGGGACCCCCCCAGGGACGGCCCCUGCCACUCCCUCAGUGCCCCCAGAAGUUCGGAACGUGGUCAAUAUUGCCCGAUCCCACAGCCAGCAGUCCUCCUGGACCUCUUCUAAUAAUGAUGUGAUAGUGACUGGGAUUUACAGCCCUGCCAGCUCCUCGGGCAGGCAGGGAUCCACCAAACACACCAACGCUUCCAUGGCAGAGAUGCACAAAACCUCCAUCCCGAGGCUCCCGGGGAAAGGCAACGCGGAGUUCCAGCAGCAGCACAUCCCUCUAGGACGACAAGUACCACACUGUAAAAAUGCUUCCCUAUUAGUAGGGGAAAAGACCAUUAUUUUAUCCAGGCAGACGAGCGUGCUCAAUUCUGCAAACUCCAUUUACAGCCACACCAAGAAAAGCUACGGCGGCUCCUCGGUGCAGACGGCGGAGCUGGUGUUACCUCAGAAACCCAUGAUAUGCCACAGGCCCUGCAAGGCUGAGCCCGUGGGCUGUCACAGGUCACACAAACCAGAGCACGUGGCUCUGGCAUCGCACGGGCCCCACGGGCAGAGGGCUCACCCCAGGGACCCUGCCUGUAGCACCCAGAACCUGGAGAUCCGCGAGGUGUUCUCCCUGGCGGUGACGGACCAGCCCCAGAGGAUGGUGGCGGGAAGCACGACGCAGAAACAUUCCUCUCUGGAGGGCAGCUGCCUGUCCAUCGCCAUGGAGACGGGGGACGUGGAGGACGAGUACGCCAGGGAGGAGGAGCUGGCAUCCAUGGGAGCACAAAUCCAGAGCUACUCCAGAUACUGUGAGAGCAGCAGCUCUGCUCGAGUGGAGAACCAAAGCGCAGCCGUGUCGGGGCCGGGCCGCAGCGGGGGCUGUGGGGCACAGGGGGGCAGUGCCAGGGACCUGCCUGACAGUGUUCUCUACCACAGCAGAGAUUACCACCUCCCUGCACGGACCUCCCUGCACAGCACAGCCAGCACAAUGUACAGCGGUGCUAAUGCAUCCAGGAGUACCUUUGCUCCUCAUUUUACAUCUUCAAGUCAACUGAGGCUGUCACAAAACCAAAAUAAUUACCAGAUUUCAGGAAACCUUACUGUGCCUUGGAUUACAGGUUGUUCCAGAAAAAGAGCAUUACAGGACCGCACACAAUUUAGUGACCGAGACUUAGCCACCCUAAAGAAAUACUGGGACAAUGGCAUGACCAGCCUGGGCUCAGUCUGCAGAGAGAAAAUUGAAGCUGUGGCUGCAGAAUUAAAUGUUGACUGUGAAAUAGUGCGGACUUGGAUUGGGAAUCGAAGACGGAAAUAUCGUUUAAUGGGGAUUGAGGUCCCACCCCCUAGAGGAGGUCCUGCUGAUUUCUCUGAUCAAUCUGAAUUUGUUUCUAAAUCAGCACUUAAUCCAGGAGAGGAAACUGCUACUGAAGUGGGGGAUGAUAAUGAUAGGAAUGAUGAAGUGUCAAUCUGCUUAUCUGAAGGAAGCUCACAAGAAGAGACAAAUGAAGCUCUUCAAAAUGAAGAAAUUGGUCACAAAGAUGAUGACCAGAAUCCAGUUCCCGCUGACAAUGUGAAAAUAGAAAUUAUCGAUGAUGAGGAGAGUGAUAUGAUCAGUAAUUCUGAAGUGGAUCAGAUGAGUUCUCUCUUGGAUUAUAAGAAUGAAGAGGUCAGAUUCAUUGAGAGCCAGCUGGAGAACCACAAGCAGAAGUAUUUUGAACUGCAGACGUUCACUCGGAGUUUGAUACUGGCAAUUAAAUCAGAUGAUAAAGAACAGCAGCAGGCACUGCUUUCAGACUUACCUCCUGAACUAGAAGAAAUGGAUUUCAACCACACCUCCCCAGAGCCUGAUGAUACCUCAUUCAGCUUGUCCUCUUUGUCAGAGAAAAAUGCCUCAGACAGUUUGUGAUUUAUUUUUUUUUAACUGACAAACCAGAACCCCUCUGGGACAUGCAGGUUUCAGGAGAAGGGCAGUUUGCUCUCCAGUGUUUCCUCAGCCCAAAAAAAAGCAAGUCCAAGGUGAAGGAGCCUGUCCUGAAGGAUGGCUGGGGCACAGCCCAGCUGCAGUUUGCACUGGCAAGGAAUUUGCAAUGGUGGUUUUGCUAAAGGAAAGAACUGGGUGAGAGAAGGUUUCACUUGUAGCAGUUUGGCCUUGGCUGGGAGAACUCCUGACUCUCCAGAGUAACUCUGGCUCUGUAGCAAAGUCUUUCUGAGCAGGGAUUUCUGAGUGGAAAGCAAAUCCUUCAGCCUCACGUGCUCACCAGGCCUGUUUAUUAUAUUUUUCCCCAUUUUUACUCAGGUAGGUGGACUAAAAAUUGGGGUUCCAAAUAAAACAACGGGCUUUCUCUGAGUUGUGCUUGAACCCUUUGGAAAACCUGAAAUUAAACUAAAGCGUUUUUCGUUCUCUGACUUGAGAUUGUUGAAUCUUCCAUUUUCUGACCAAAAUAGCUGAAAAAACCUUGAAAGGCUAACUCAGAAAAUUGAAUUAUCACCAGUAAAUUAUUAAUGUGAAGAAGCAGUGCUAAGUGUUGGAAGAAAUGAGAUGGAAAUGGGAGCCCUGAUACCUGCAGGGCAUGACUUCCUGAUACAGUAGCAAUGGGAUUGGAUGUUUACAUUCUUUAGGGUUUUAUGAUUGUAGUCACAGUUUUGAUUUGUCAAAGCCUGAAUGCUGAAGUUCUGCUUAUUAUUUUAAGUAUGGGUUGUGUAUUUUUCCACAAACUUUGCUCCAUUUUACCAAGCCAGUCAGAAUUCCAGAGCUGUCUUUGCAUCCUGAAAGGUUUUCCAGCGUUUGGAACUCCAGGAUGAUCCUGGGUGAUGCUGUAGCUGCCUGCCCAUGGCAUUGAUGCUCUAAAUGGAAUCUGAAUCCCUCAGCAAGAAUUUUUCACACAAUCAGGUGAAAAAACUGAUCUUUCUAUUUUAUGCCAAAUAACAAUUGACUCUGGGGAAUCCUUAUUCAUCCAGGACAGCGAGUAAUCCCCUUAAUUUCAGUGGGAGGUCCAAGGUGUAGCUCAGAGAAUCCAGAGUGUUGGGGAAAUAACUCCUUCCCCCCCCACCCCAGUACUGCUGUUAACUCAGAUUUUAGGGUUUUCUCAGUCUGAUCUGUUCUUCCCUAAUCACUUUUACAACUCUUUUUGUUUAGUGCCAGUAGUGAGCUCUGUCCUUUCAGGUUUUUUCUGUCUCUCUUGUCGUUGGGCAUGAGGAGCUUUUAGCAAUACUGUUAAACACCAGCUGCAUGAAGGGUAGGGACAGUUUUAAAAGGUGUUUUAAAAACCAAGUUGCACAGUUCUGACCAGUGUAUGAUUCUGUUAGUUCCCAACAGAUCUCUGACCACAUACUCUGCAGAGCAACCCCAGAAUUCCAAACUGCUGGACCUGGAUGUGAGUGGAGGCAUUAAAACUGG